Messenger RNA from Yarrowia lipolytica CLIB122, 1881 nucleotides. RefSeq lists its product as uncharacterized. NCBI's taxonomy places the organism in Eukaryota, Fungi, Ascomycota, Dipodascomycetes, Dipodascales. The record is from RefSeq and is a predicted model, not a curated record. Gene Ontology annotation, cellular component: nucleolus. Gene Ontology annotation, molecular function: ATP binding; RNA helicase activity; nucleic acid binding.
AUGUCUACCGACUGGAAAGACUUGCCCGUUGCGCCAUGGCUGAUCGACACCAUGGAGCAGUUCGGAUUCACCGAUAUGACCCCUGUCCAAGCUUCAGUCAUCCCCAUGUUUGCAGGAAACAAGGACGUGAUUGUCGAGGCAGUCACUGGCUCAGGAAAGACCAUUGCCUUCCUAGUUCCUCUGAUCCAGCGAAUGCUGAAUCUGCUGAAGGAAGGACCGGCUGUUUCUGGCCGAGUGUACUCUGUGGUCGUCUCUCCUACCCGGGAACUUGCCCGACAGACAUAUGAAGUGCUGCAGUCCAUUCUGGAGAUGGGAUGUCCUGAAGCCGAUGCUAGCGACAAAAUCACCCUGGAGAAGAAGAAGAAGGGAAAGGCCGCCCCCACCAUGCCCAAGAAGAUCCGAGGCCAGCUGAUCAUGGGUGGAGAUCUUCCAUCUCAUAUGGAUCUGAAGAACUUCCUUAGAGACAAGCCUCAGAUCAUUGUUGCCACUCCUGGCCGAUUGCUCGAGCUGUUGCGUGCUCCCCAAAUCAAGACAUCCGCAUUUGACUCUCUGGUCCUGGACGAGGCCGACCGGCUUCUCGACCUCGGCUUUGGACGAGACAUUACAUCCAUCAUCAACAUUCUCCCCAAACAGCGAAGAACAGGACUUUUCUCUGCUACAAUCACAGACGCCAUCCAGAACCUGGUCAAAAUUGGUCUACGAAAUCCCGUCAAGAUUGUCGUCAAGGUUGGCGGUAAGAAGGAACAGAAGACCCCGCUUUCGCUGGGUCUCUCUUACGUUGUUCUGGAGCCUCGCGAGAAGCUGGCCUACGCUCUCAAUCUGCUCAGUAUCUACCCCUACAGAAAGGCCAUUGUUUACUUGCCCACAUGUGCAGCUGUGACAUACUACCAGCAAAUGUUUUCACAUCUCAACGAGGGCAGGGAAGAACCCUAUGAGAUCUACGGUCUUCAUGGAAAACUGCCAUCAUCUACUCGAAUCAAGAUUCUCAACAAGUACCAAAAGACUGGAGCGCAAGCCAUCUUGAUGACUACAGAUAUCGCUGCCAGAGGUCUUGAUAUUCCCGAGGUUGAUCUUGUUGUCCAGCUUGAUCCUCCUUCUGAUGCUGACACCUUCCAGCAUCGAUGUGGACGAGCCGGUCGAGCUGGAAGACAGGGCCAGGCUAUUGUACUUUUGCAUAAGGGACGAGAGGAGGAAUACGUGGACCUCAUGAGAGUCCGAAAGGUGAAGCUGCGACCAUACACCGGACCUGGGUCGGAGCUGGAAGGAGAGAAACUGGAUCAGGAGGCUACGGAACUGUACACCAAGCUGAGAAAGUGGGUGCUCGAAGACAGACAACGCCAUGACCAGGCUCUUCUUUCGUUUGUGUCCUUUGUCCGGUUCUACUCCAAGCAUGUUGCCCAGUCCAUUUUCCGAAUCCAGUCACUGGAUCUGCCUGGGCUGGCAGCCUCUUACGGCCUGUUGCGCCUGCCUAAGAUGCCUGAGCUGCGAACCAAGGACAACGAGAGACCUGAAAACACAUGGCUGGGCGAGGUGAUUGACUUCGACACAUACUCGUACAAGAACCCCGCCAAGGAGGAGGCCCGACUCAAGGAGCUGGAGGCACACAAGGAAGCCAUGAAGAACAAGGUCAAGAUCCACAAGACCAAGAACGACGUCCAGAAGGCCAACCGAGCCUGGUCCUCCACGCUUCAGAAGAAGGAGGAGAAGUCUGAGCGUCACCAGAAGAAGCAGACACGUAUCAACGAGAAAAUCAAGCGGGACUUUGAGGAGGCCAAAGAUCUCAAGCAGGAGGAGUCCAAGGAGGUUGUUAACGACUGGAAGGACAUGGUCAAGAAGAGCAAGAAGCGCAAGGUCGAUCUGCCUACCUUUGACGACCUGUAA